AUUAUAGUUUAACAUCCACCAACAAAAAAACAAAAAUCUACUACCAUCAAGUCAGUCAUUGAUUGAGCCACAAUUGUCUGUUGCUCAGUUUAGUUUAGUUUAUUUUACGCUCUUGAACCGACAACAAGUAUAAAUUGUGGAAACGCGCUUAAAGUUUGAAAUUCGAAAACGGGUUUAAAUACAUUUCAACCACUCAAUACACACGUACACACACUACAAACCCACUAUUGCCGGUAGAUGACGAUACAUAAAAAAUGCCUAAAAAUAGAACUUUGAUAUAUUUGCUAUUGCUUUUGGCCAACAGUGUUUUGAUUAUUUGCGAAACAAAUUAUCCUCCUAUCUUCCGUCAAGUCAACAAUAAUAUUGUAUUGUCGGAGAAUACUCCUGUGGGCUCAGUUGUCUAUCAAUUGGAGGGUUCAGAUCCUGAAGGCAGUAAUGUUACCUUUGGCUCUAUAGGUUCGGAACAUUUUGAAGUUGAUCCUAUAUCGGGCAACAUUACUCUGAUAAAACCCUUGGAUCGUGAAGAAAAGGAUAGUUUAAAGUUUUUAAUAACCAUAAGAGAUCAGGUGUCGGAAGAUGGUGAAUCGGAAUUGGAUAAUAUAGUGCAAGAGACCAUAACGAUUAUAGUGUCGGAUGAGAAUGAUAAUGCACCGGAAUUUCAAAAUACUCCCUAUGGAGCUGAUGUCAAUGAAGAUACCCCCAUUGGCACGGUUAUUUUCAAUUCUAUCUCGGUUAAAGAUCGUGAUAUUGUGGGAGAGAGUUUGGAUUUGAAAUGUAUACCACUAGAACAAUCGCCAGAUGCCUGUGAUAAAUUCCGUUUGGAUAUAUUGAAAAGAGAACCCACUUUUCUAACAGCCAACGUGGUACUAAACCAGCCUUUAAACUACAAUCAACGUACAAUUUAUCACUUUAUUAUUGAAGCUACAGAUGGCGUCCAUCAAACUCGAACUAAUUUCGAGGUGCGUGUUAAAGAUGUUCAGGACAAACCCCCUGUAUUCUUAGAAUACAAAUCGAAUGUUAUAGAUGAGGACAGUCCUAUCAACACUUUAGUUUUGAAAAUACAAGCCCGGGAUGGUGAUACUGGUGAACCGCGGAAAAUUGUCUAUGAUUUGUUAACAAAUCCUAUGGACUAUUUUCUAUUGGAUGAGCAUACGGGUGAAUUGAGAACGGCCAAACCUUUGGAUCGUGAGGCUUUACCAGAUGGUGCUGGUAUUAUGAAGCUGACCGUUAGAGCCCGUGAAGUUGUUAAUGGUUUACCCAGCAAUGAUCCCAUGGAGAGCAGCACUGCUACUGUUACCAUAACCAUACGUGAUGUUAACGAUUCCCCACCCACGUUCAAUAGGAAAGAAUAUGAAGUUUCUUUGCCAGAAAAUACCGCCACCGGAACACCCUUAGCUUUGGACAUGAAUGUUACCGAUCGUGACGUGGGCAUUAAUUCCAAGUUUUCUUUGCGCUUAGAAGAUGUCUCAGACGUUUUUGAAGUGGAACCACAAUUGGUAACGGGCUUCUCGCAAGUUCACAUAAGAGUAGCCAAUGGCAGUUUGGAUUAUGAAAAUCCCAAUCAACGUAAAUUCAUUGUUUUGGUCAUAGCCGAAGAAACUGAUACAAAUCCCAAAUUAUCCUCCACUGCUACGAUCAGGGUAACAGUGAAGGAUGUCAAUGACAACAAACCCAUGUUUGAGCAGGAAUCCUAUUCGGCCUCAGUCUCGGAAUCUGCACUGCCGGGCCAAUAUAUUACAACUAUUACCGCCAAAGAUAUGGAUUCGGGUAAUUUUGGUGAUGCUGGUUUGCGCUACAGUUUAUCGGGCAAUGGUGCCGAACUAUUUCAUGUGGAUGAAAAAACUGGUGUAGUUACUUUGGCGGAUUGCAGUAAGAUUAAAGAAUCUACCAAUGACAAUACCAGGCGUAAACGCCAAUACAAUGAUAUGACUAGUUAUUUGAUGGGUACUCACAAUGAUGAUGAGCAUAAUGAUGCCGAUUAUGAGUAUAGAUUGUUAAAGAGUUCCGAUGCCAUAGAUGUUAAUAAUGAGCUAAUGCCAGAGCCGGCGGCUUUACCUAAAACUUGUUUAGAUUAUGAAACAGAAACUACAUAUUUCUUGUCUUACAAGGCCACCGAUGAUGAGGGAAAAGGCACCAACUCGGUGGUGUCUUUGCGUAUUUCAGUAACUGAUGCCAAUGACUCGCCGCCCGUAUGUGAGAGUCCUUAUUACAGAGCAUCUGUAGAUGAGGGUUCAAGAGUGUUUGAGGCUCCUUUGAUAGUGAAAGCCCGUGAUGCGGAUACUGUAUCGGAUAUAACCUACAGCAUUGUUGGUGACAAACUUAUUCUAGACACUUUUGCCAUUGAUAAUCAAACUGGCCAAAUAACCAUACGUCCCAAUGCCACCCUGGAUGUCACCCAUUUGAAAAACGAUAAUUUGGUGUUUUCCGUUGAAGCCCAUGAUGGUCUUUUCUCGACCAAUUGCAAUAUUAAUAUUACCGUCAGGGAUGUUAAUAAUCAUGAGCCACGAUUUUUGGCUGACACUUAUUCGGCUGUGGUGGAGGAAAAUUCAGAAAUUGGCCGAAGUGUGGAGAAAUUAGAAGCUGAGGAUUUAGAUUCGGGUGUAAAUGCUGAUAUAAGAUACCGUAUACAGCAGGGCAGUUUUGAUGAUUUUCACAUUGAUGAGUCCACGGGAGAAGUAUUUGUUUCCCGUAAAUUGGAUUAUGACAAUCGCAAUACUUAUCAAAUCGAAGUAAUUGCCAUGGAUUUGGGUACGCCCAGCUUAUCGGGCACAGCCACUUUAACUGUUAGCAUAGUGAAUAGCAAUGAUAAGGAUCCAUAUUUUACGCCAGCAACUCAACAUGCAGAGGUUCGCGAAGACACCCCUGUCGGUACAGUUUUCUACACUCUAAUGGCCAUUGAUCCUGAUGUUUCCGCCAGAGAUGCUUUAGAUUUUGCAGCUGUUGGUAUUUCAGCCAUUGACAAAGAUGGCAAGGAGGUGGAAAAUAGUGAGCAAUUUAAAGAAUAUUUUACCAUAACACGCAGCGGCAAAGUGGUGGUCAAUAAAAAACUAAAUCGCAAUUUAUUUGCAGUCAUACGCAUUAAUGUGUUGGUAACCGAUAGUACAGCACCUACCGUGCAACAGGGAAGUGGUUUAUUGAUAAUACAAAUCAUAGAUGUCAAUGAAGUAGCGCCGAAAUUCAGCUUGCCUUGGACCAUCGAUAAUCCUGUUAUCAAAGUACAAAUGGUUGAAGAACAACCAGUUGGAACGGUACUCACCACCUUGCAGGCCUACGAUGAAGACUCAACAAUUGGUGAAUAUGACAUCUCUGCUAACGAAUACUUUGAUAUCAAUAAAUCCACCGGAGUGGUCACACUAACCAAACGUCUGGACUAUGAAACCAUUAAAGAAGUUAAAUUUGUGGCCACAGUUAGUGAUACGGGUGUGCCCUCGUUAACCUCUACCGCAGAUGUUAUAGUCGAUGUUAUUAAUCUCAACGAUAAUGAGCCACAAUUUACACAAAGUGAAUACUAUUUCAAUAUAACGGAAAAUUCACCAGUGGGUACUGUGGCGGGUAAAGUAGAGGCUUUUGAUAAGGAUUUGGGUGCCUUUGGGGAGAUUACUUAUUCAUUGAUAGGAGAAAAUAAUAAAUAUUUCACUAUUGAUUCCUAUACGGGCAAUAUAAUGGUGGCCGAUGCUUCAAUAUUAGACAGAGAGAAAGUUAAGCAGAUAACCUUAACGGCCGUAGCUAAAGAUAAGGCUCCUCUCACGGUGCAAAAAUCCACCACAGCAGCGAUUUAUCUAAAUGUUUUGGAUGUUAAUGAUAAUGCUCCUGAGUUUACACAAAAUGAAUACACCUCGGUGGUGGCUGAGAAUGCAGCCUUAAAUCCUCCAGCUGCUUUGUUGCAGGUCAAGGCUUUUGAUUUGGAUGAGGGCAUAUUUGGUGAUGUACGUUAUGUUAUAACGGCGGGCAAUGAUCAACAGCUAUUCCAAUUGGACUCACAAACGGGUAUUAUCUAUCCGGCUCGCAGUUUAAAUGGCCAAAAAGGGAUUUAUGAAUUAAUAAUAUCGGCACGUGAUACUCAGGGCUCGGGCACCAUGGAAGCUUUUGCUAAAGCUAUAAUUACGGUUAAGGGCGUGAAUCAAUACAGACCACAAUUUCUUAUACCAGCUUUGUCCAAUGCCACCAUUGAAAUACCAGGGGAUUCUGUGAAAAAAGAUUAUUUGGUUUUGACAGUUAAAGCGGCCGACAAUGAUACUGAUGAAAAUGGCCAUAUCUUCUAUCACUUACAAGUCAAUGAUCAAAAUAUGCAAGAGACUGAUGAAUUUAAAAUCGAUCUCGAGACUGGUGAACUCAGAACAAACAAAGAGCUGCACAGGAAAGAAAAAUCAAACUUUGAUUUAAUACUAGUAGCCCGUGAUGCAGGCAAUCCCACACCUUUUGAAACUUUACGCUUCCUUACCGUCAGCAUUAUAGAUGCCAAUGAAAACCGACCCGAAUUUCCCGAUGCCAGCAAUCCAUAUCGCAUACCCAUUGUGGAAAACAAUGAACGUAAUGUAAAGAUUGGUAAAAUACAGGCCACGGCACGCAAUAAACACAACAAAGAUGUCUUCUACUACAUGCUGUUGGGCAAUGAAGAUGGUGCAUUUGCUGUGGACAAAACCACGGGUGAUAUUUAUACCAACAAAUCGUUGGAUAGAGAAACAACAGAUAGCUAUACUUUAUAUAUAUUGGCCAGCAUUAAACGUGAUCUCCAUAUAUCGGACGAAGAGAGAGCUUCCUUUUCCAUUAAGACUUUAGAUCGUGAUAAUACCGUAGCCAAAGUUAUCAUAACGGUAUUGGAUGAAAACGAUAAUGCACCCGUUUUUAUGAACGAUGUUUACUUUGCCGGUGUUAAUUCGAAGGCAGUUAUUGGUACCGAAAUUAUAUUGGUCAAUGCCACAGAUGCCGAUAUAGGCAAGAAUUCUCAGAUAGAGUAUAUGAUUACAUCCUCAAAUUUGUAUAAGUUUGGAGCGAAUAAGACAACGGGUUCUAUAGUGCCAAGUCCAUUUGCCGUUUCCAGUGAGGGCAGAAUUUCGACUGGCGCCUUUAUGGCUGAAUACAAUCAAGAUCGUUUCGAAUUGGAGGUUGUAGCCAAAGAAGUGGAGGCUCCCCAACGUAUAGCUCGUGCCAAAGUUAUAGUUUGGAUCUACGACUACAGCCAGCUGGUACGUGUCAUACUUUCACGACCCCGCGAAGAAGUCACCCAGCAACAGGAUGAGAUUAUAGCCGAGCUACGUAAUGCCACUCAGCAUCGUAUUAUUGUGGAUGAGCUACGCUAUCAUGUGGACUCAAUGGGUCGCAUACGUAUGGAUUGGUCUGAUUUGUUUUUCCAUGCCGUCGAGCCUAAUACCAAACAAAUUUCACCAGUAGAUGAAAUUUUAAAAGUUAUAGAUGCUAAUUAUGAUUAUUUAAGGGAUUAUUAUGCUGGUUUUGCCAUUGAAAAUGUUGUGCCAGCUUAUAUAACCAUUGUCCAAGAAGAAUUUGAUUUAGCUGUAGCUGGUCUAGUGGCUUUAGUUAUUGUACUGUUUGUGGGUGUAGUUAGUUUUAUAGUGCUCUGUUGUUGUCUAAAACAUUGGAAUCUCUCUGUGCCUACCGAAAAUCGACGUAAAGAAGCUUUAAUAAAGAAACAAAUCAUCGAAGAUUUAAAUACAACGGAAAAUCCUUUGUGGAUUGAACAAAAACUUAAACUAUAUGAAGAACAGGAACUUACAAUGCAAGUAUUUUCCGAACCUGACCACAUUUCCACCUCAGAUGUACCAGGUCACAUGGAUCAUUGUGGAUCCAUAGAGCAUGUACAUCAAACUGUAGACAAUACUUAUGCCACCAUACAGCCUAGACAUGGCAAUCAUAGCUCAAAUCAUGGCGGCAAUGGAGUCAAUGUGGCCUCUAACAAUGCUCAUAACAGUCAUCAUGGUCGUGGUAUGGAACCGCCGCCACCACAACAUAUAAGUGAUUUUGCCGAUUAUGCCACGCUGCGUAAUAAUCGGGUACCUUCAAUGUUUGAAUUUACUGGUUCAACAUUCCAGGCACCAAUUAGGGAUGGUGAUGAUGUUGUCACCGAAUUAAUUUAAGUAUUUUACACAACAUUUUUAAGCGUUAUGUGAAAAAUCUCGAAAUAUUUUCAUCGAAGCGUAUUAGCUUCAAAAUUAAGUAAAUCAAUGAAUGAUAAAUAAGUUAUUUAUAACAUUAGGUAAAAAAUAUAUAAAAAUUAAAUUAUAAUUUUUGAUACAACCCAUCAUACUAUUUAUGAGCAGCUAUUUUUAAAGCAAAAAUGAACAAGUAUUUUAAUUUGCUAGUAUUUUUACUCAAUUUAUAAAAAAAAAAUAAAGAAACUAAUAGUUUAUUCAAAUGACAAUAACAUUUAUAACCAGCAUAUUAAGCAAGAAAAUAAAAAGUACUAGAUUUGCCAAUAUAAUAAUAACAGCAUUUAUAGAAAACCUAAAAUAUUUUCUGCUACAAACAAAAAACGAAGAAUAUUUAAUGCUUUUUUUACACUACUAUCUCUC
This is a messenger RNA of Calliphora vicina (urban bluebottle blowfly), 6527 nucleotides long. RefSeq names its product cadherin-87A (gene Cad87A). The transcript has 23 exons. NCBI's taxonomy places the organism in Eukaryota, Metazoa, Arthropoda, Insecta, Diptera, Calliphoridae. Gene Ontology annotation, biological process: homophilic cell-cell adhesion. Gene Ontology annotation, cellular component: plasma membrane. Gene Ontology annotation, molecular function: calcium ion binding. The record is from RefSeq and is a predicted model, not a curated record. Bases 255 to 6092 code for a protein of 1945 amino acids.